This is a messenger RNA of Plutella xylostella (diamondback moth), 3639 nucleotides long. It is a transcript of the gene aralar1, whose product is annotated as calcium-binding mitochondrial carrier protein Aralar1. Gene Ontology annotation, molecular function: L-aspartate transmembrane transporter activity; calcium ion binding; L-glutamate transmembrane transporter activity. Gene Ontology annotation, biological process: aspartate transmembrane transport; malate-aspartate shuttle; L-glutamate transmembrane transport. NCBI's taxonomy places the organism in Eukaryota, Metazoa, Arthropoda, Insecta, Lepidoptera, Plutellidae. The record is from RefSeq and is a predicted model, not a curated record.
UUCCCGGUGUUGAAGAUCACGAGAAUCUGGCGUGAAGAAAAUAAAAAUAGAUCUUCGAUUAUUUUUAUAAAGUGUGACGUUACCUAGCAAACAAACUACACACACUCACCGAGCUAAACAUUACAGUAUUUUUCUUGUAGUUGAAAAAGCUCUGAAGUGACAAAAAACACUGUAAUGUUUAAUUCCUUGCUGAACUCUGUUAUUAGUCAAGCUCAUUGUCAAGAGGUGGGGGGCUGGUUACUUAAAGCGGGCCGACACAGAUCGACUCCAUGAAAUCUUCCUGAAGUUUGCAACUGUUGACAAAAAUGGCGAAAAGUUCAUCACCAGUGAAGAUUUUGUUCGGAAAUUCCUUGGCCUAUUUGAUGAAGAUGACUACAACAAGCAGUCGGUGGAGCUCAUCGCAGGCAUCGUGGACAUGGACAAGAACGGGCUCAUUUCGUUCCCGGAGUUCCAGGCGUUCGAGGGACUGCUGUGUGUCCCGGACGCGCUGUACAAGACUGCCUUUCAGCUCUUCGACACCAACGGGAAUGGGCUGGUGGCUUUCGACGAAUUCGCCGAGGUCAUGAACAAGACGGUCCUCAACAAGAAGCUUCCCUUCAACAUGGAGAGCACAUUCGUGCGCCUCUACUUCGGCAAGGACAAGAAGCGGCUGGUGACCUACUCCGAGUUCAGCCAGUUCCUCCACGACUUCCACGAGGAGUACGGAGUGGAGGCCUUCAAGAAGUGCGACAAGGACGGCUCGGGGUUCAUCUCGGCCGCUGACUUUAAAGAGAUUAUGCUGAGCAUCAAGAGCCAUCUGCUGACCAAGGAAAUGAAGGCUAAAGUUAUUGAUACGUCAAACUUCCCACAAGGCACCCGCAAGAUCAGUUUCCCCUACUACAUGGCGUUCACGUCUCUCCUAAACAACAUGGAGUUGAUAAAACGUGUCUACUUGAACGCAACCAACGGCCACAGAACACAGGAGGUAACGAAGGAAGAGUUCCUCCACUCCGCACAAAUGAUGAGCCAGAUCACGCCGCUGGAAGUCGAUAUACUGUACAUGCUGUGCGACGCGAUACAUAAUACUAAUGGACGCAUAGUAUACAAUGACCUGAACACGAUAACCCCGGAACAGUACUUCAAGCAAGUGACGAGGCGAGUCGCCGAAAUAAAGGCCGUUUCGAGCCCUGAAGACCGUGGUGUGUUGAUACAGAUAUUGGAGAGCACUUACAGAUUCACUCUCGGUGCUAUCGGUGGUGCCGUGGGUGCUUCAGCUGUGUACCCCAUUGACUUGGUGAAGACUCGGAUGCAGAAUCAAAGAACUGGAUCCUUCAUCGGAGAAGUCGCCUACAGAAACUCAUUCGAUUGCUUCAAGAAAGUGAUAAGACACGAGGGCGUUUUCGGUUUAUACCGAGGACUCAUACCGCAGCUGAUUGGUGUAGCUCCUGAAAAAGCCAUCAAACUUACAGUAAAUGAUCUGGUGCGUGACAAGUUUAUGGACAAGAAGGGCAACAUCAGCAUCUGGGCAGAAGUACUGGCCGGUGGUUGUGCAGGAGGUUCGCAAGUAGUGUUCACGAACCCGCUAGAAAUAGUAAAGAUCCGUCUCCAAGUGGCGGGAGAGAUCGCGGGUGGGAGCAAAGUCAGUGCGCUGUCUGUGGUCAAGGAACUCGGGUUGUUCGGACUGUACAAGGGGGCUAAGGCCUGCCUGUUGAGGGAUGUACCCUUCAGUGCUAUCUACUUCCCCGCCUAUGCUCAUGUUAAGACGAAGUUUGCUGACGAGAACGGCUACAACCACCCGCUGACGCUGCUAGCGGCCGGAGCUAUAGCGGGCAUCCCCGCCGCCUCGCUCGUCACCCCCGCCGACGUCAUCAAGACCAGGCUACAGGUGGUGGCGCGAUCAGGUCAGACGACGUACAACGGCGUGUGGGACGCGGCGCGCAAGAUCUACGCGGAGGAGGGCGCGCGAGCGUUCUGGAAGGGAGCCGUCGCGCGAGUGUUCCGCUCGUCGCCUCAGUUCGGAGUGACGCUCGUCACGUACGAGAUCCUGCAGCGACUGUUCUACGUCGACUUCGGAGGAUCGCGACCGACGGGCUCAGAACUCCACGUCUCAAGCCCCAUCGAGGAAGUAGUGAAGAAGCCACACCACAUUGGCGGCUACCAAGUCGCCAUCCCGGUCCUCACUGGACUGGAGACCAAGUUCGGCAUCUCCCUCCCUCGCUUCUCCAUCGCCAAGCCCGCACCGCCGCAAUAACUCUUUGUAACACUCUCCUAAGGUAUCAUUCUGGAAGAAAGACUAGAGGGCAGCACUUGUGGUGUGGCCGCAAGCUCUCUUGUGAUUGGUUGGCGAGGUAAAAAUGUUGAUUGAGCAAUACUCUGAUUGGCCGUGUCGGUGCUGCCGGUUUCGCCAGUUGUUAUCCGUAACGAAAAUUUAUACGAUUAUGCGAUCUUUAAGUUUUUUUCUCGUAGUGAUUGGGGAAAAAGGAAAAAGACACUCGAUUAUUUUUAUUGCAGUUAUGUAUGUUUUUAAGUGUAAAUGCUAUGUUAUCAACAUUUCCAGUGCAGUUUUGUAAGCUUUUAUAAGUUAUAUUUUUAUCUAUUUACGUUUUGUUAAGUUAUUCUUUCUCAUAUUCGGAGGGGUAUAAAAAUACGAGACUUUUGAGGAUUUUUAAAAAUUUAUGAAUCAUUGCUUUUGUAAGAAACUGCCAUUUUUAGCAUUUUUUUAAUGUACCAAAUCACGUAGGAAAGUUUUUAUGGGUUUUUAUUACGCUUUUGCAGUUUGUUUCGCUACAAUCUCGGCCUAUCACAUGGUUUGAUAUCAGGCAUUCAAUAAUAUGAUUAUUGAACAAUUUAAGAGUACUAAAUAUAUUCUUCCUGUUUCAAAAACAAGGAAAAUAAGAAUAUGUGUUGUUAAAAUCUAGAACUAUUAACAGGUAUUGUCGUAUCUCAUACAUUUUUAUAGUUUACAUUGAGAUUAUUUUUCUUAAUAAAUAAACGAUUUGCGUAAAACAUAGGUUAUGUACUUUAGGCCAUAUUUUAUUGUAUUUUAAGCUGCUUACCUGCGUAUAGAUAGAUACAUUAAUUAGUAGAAAUCUUCUAAAUAUUGUAAGCUAAGUAAACUAUUUUAUAUGCACUGCAGACAAAGUUUACACAGUUAUAUUUUUACUAUAAUUAUAUCCUUACUGCUCUUUUAUCAAUAUUAUAAGCAGAUAAAUAUACCUACCUUCCAGUUUCAAAAGAAAUCUAUAAUUUAAAAAUUACCUAUGAGACGUAAUUAGAUGAUAUCUAUAUUUUUGUCCAGUAUUCAAAAUAUAACAUGAGCGAGCUUCUUCAAGAAAUCGGUCAAAACAUAUCUUGGUGACCCUUGCAGGGUCAAAGUAAUUGUGAAUUUUCUAAAAGCAAUUUUUAUUUAUUUUCAAGCAAUAUUAAUUUUGCUCAAUACUAUUGAUUGAACACUUUAAAUGUAAUUUACAGAUGCACAAUUUUAACGCGAAUGUGGUAUAAAUAUAAUAAGUAACUAUUAAAUGUUAAUAAUUUUGUUGUAUAACAACAUUGUAAAAUAAAAUAUAGGAGUUAACGACGAGUGAUAUAGAUCCAAUGUGACUACUAUAUUUAUUGAUAUUGUAUAUUUUUUGUGUUAAAAAUAAAUCAAGUAAAACAUUA